This is a messenger RNA of Acanthamoeba castellanii str. Neff, 1374 nucleotides long. Its product is annotated as BTB/POZ domain containing protein. Gene Ontology annotation, molecular function: protein-L-isoaspartate (D-aspartate) O-methyltransferase activity; protein binding. The transcript has 10 exons. Gene Ontology annotation, biological process: protein modification process. The record is from RefSeq and is a predicted model, not a curated record. The coding region runs from base 1 to 1374 and encodes 457 amino acids. Lineage: Eukaryota; Discosea; Longamoebia; Acanthamoebidae. Gene Ontology annotation, cellular component: cytoplasm.
AUGAACACAGGAGGGGGCGACGAUCAACAUGAGGAAGAGCACGAAGAGGAGCGGGAAGAGGAUGAGGAGGAAGCCGCGCGCAACAAUGCCUUCCUGCACCACCUCCUCGCCGCCAUGGUCACCCGCCAGCGCACCAACGACACCAACGACGAAUUGAUCGCGAGCUUGAAGCGUAGCGGAGCCCUGCGGUCGCCCGAGGUGGAAGCCGCGCUGCGGGCCGUGCCACGCGGCCCGUUCGUGCCUGCCGACCUGGCAGACCAGGCCUACGUCGACACGCCGCUCCGGCUCGCCGCGUUCGGCUUCAACAUCUCGGCGCCGCACAUGUACGCCAUGUGCCUCGAAGCCCUCGGGCUCGAGCUCGGCCACACUUUCCUCGACAUCGGCUCCGGUUGUGGCCACAUGACAGCCCUCGGCGGCCAGCUCGUUGGCAAGGCGGGCAGGGCGGACGGGAUCGACCUGCUGCCGGAGUACAAGCGGUUCGCGGAGGACAACCUCCAGCGGCUGAAGGUGGAGACCGGGCUGGAGCUUCCCAAUCUACACUUUGAAGUCCGCAACUGCUUCCUCCCUGAUCUCGAGUCGCUGGUCGACCUGCUCAACCCCGGUGGCAUCCUGGUCACGCCCAACGAGGACUCCCUCGUCAAAGUCACCAAGAGCGCCGACGGCCAGUCCACCUCCAUCGACAAGCUCGCCAGCGUUCGCUAUGGCGACCUGAAGGUGCCAUCGGAUGCGGAGAUAAAGGAGGCGCAGCUGGCGCUGGAGCGGAAGAAGGCGACCACGAUCGAAAUCCCGCCCGACACCUUCGUCCAGGACUUUGCCCGGCUGCUCAACAACCCCGACCUGUCCGACGUGACGUUUGUGGUGGAGGGCAGGAAGGUGCCGGCGCAUCGCUUCAUCCUACAGGUCCGCUCCGAGCACUUCCGCGCCAUGUUCUCCAACGGGCUGAAGGAGUCGCGCGACAGUGAGGUGGUGCUGCACGACACCGACUACGUACCCUUCAUGGCCUGCCUCGAAUUCAUCUACUCCGGCCAGGUCAAGAUUCCCGACCCCGACUUCGCCAUCGAGCUGAUCGGAGAGGCGAACAAGCUGCAGCUGGUGCGGCUCAAGGCGCUGUGCGAGGACCUGAUCUCCAAGAACAUCGACAUCGAGAACGCCGCCUACGUCUACCAGGUCGGCAGCUACCACGCCGUCCCUCGUCUCCGCUCCAUCGCCCUCGACUUUGUGGUGACCAACUUUGACCAGGUGUCGAAGACCAAGAGCUUCCUGGAGCUGGACAGGACCCUGCUGCUCGAGGUCAUGCAGGAGGCUUGCAAGCUCGUCACCCAGACUCGGGGCAACGGGACCUCUUCUUCCUCCUCGUCCUCUUUUUCUUCUUGA